Molecule: messenger RNA, 3520 nt
Organism: Tigriopus californicus
Lineage: Eukaryota; Metazoa; Arthropoda; Copepoda; Harpacticoida; Harpacticidae
Product: tetratricopeptide repeat protein 14 homolog
Exons: 3
Coding region: 285-3464 (1059 amino acids)
Molecular function (GO): protein binding
Source: RefSeq, a predicted model, not a curated record
AGCCGAACGAAAACGAAGAGAUCGAUUCGGUUUUUGGCGUUAGAAUCCCAAAUAAUCUGGUAACACUGUUCCAAAGAACAAUGUAAACAAGACAAACACGUCCUUUUCAGGAAAGUGACAACCAACAUAAUGAGGAGUUCAAAAUCGAUAUAAUCUUGAACUUGUUGGUCAACCAGCUCAAUGGCCUUCAAAUCUGACGCACAUUUUGAUCGGUAAGGCAAAGGUCGUUGUGGUCUUCCCAGGAUCUUUAGUCCCAUAGUAUCAUCACCCCUUCGCAAUUAAUCAUGGAUCCUCAGCUCUUGAAAGCCAGUUUAAAUUAUCACGGUCAACCGCUGGCCCAAUCAUUGCAACAAAGCCUAUCGGGCUUGGCCUUGGACUUGACCGAAGCAUCACACGAGCAAUACAUGGCUCGAUCGCGGUCAUUUCGCCUCGAAGACCGAGGCCAACGAUUAGCUCUUCAACGGUUCAUCGUUCAUGCCGCGCCUCGCUUGUUCAAACGGGUUGCUGGACCCACUUCACCCGCUGCACCCGUUGACUCUGAUGUAAUUUUUCCUAUUUCCCAUUCCCUUGAACGGUUUGUACCCCAACCUACUGUGGAGGGGCGGGAAAAGAGCUUCUUCCAGCGGUUAGCCCCCGGAGACCCGAUGUUUGCCCGCGUAUCGUAUCGGAAUCCAUCGGGUUUGUUGUUAGCCUUGUUGGGAUUUCACCCGGUUAGCCCAGAUAAGCCGACCUUCACCGGGGAUUUGGCUCUCCGUAGCAUAUGCCCUAUGAAGGAGGCUUUACCUUUAGACCCUUCAGAUAAACCUUAUGCUUUGGGCGAUAUGAUGAUCGUGGCCGUGGUCGAGGCCAGUCCGGAUAGUAAACGGGUACUCGUGAGCAUGAUGGAAAGCUCACUCAACCCCAAGUACCGAGCUCAGAUUCGAUUGGGACGAAUCAAUGCCGUAGAAGUGCCCACCGAGGUGGUGAACCCGCCCGAACCUGUCCGCUAUGAUGAGGCUUUAAAACAGUCGAGCUCAUUUUUGAAUCCGAGUUCUGUCAACGAAAUGGCUGCGGCUUUGGGAUUACCCAUUCAUGGCGGGUCAUUGUGCUCCACAUUGAAGCGAGUCAUCCCGGAGACAGAACUCGCCUCAGGGGUCAGGAAACGUCAGAAUGCCAAUUGGGCCUUUAAUCACGUAGCUUCGGGAAUCCGUCAUUUCAAUGCCGGGAACAACAUCGAAGCGUUCCAAUGUCUCAACCAGGCUCUAAAGAUCGACGCCAAGAAUGUGGAAGGCCUGGUCGCUCGAGGAGCUCUGUACGCCAAUAAUGGCAGCUUGGAUCGGGCCGUGCAAGAUUUUGAAGAAGCUCUAGAAGUCAACCCUACCCAUAAAAACGCCAACAAGUACAUUGCUGAAACUUUGGUGGCGUUGGGCAGGAACUAUGAGGAAUCGGGCGAUGUACCCAAGGCCUUGGAGUCGUAUGACAAGAUUCUCAAGUUCGUUCCGGAUCACAAAGAAGCCAUGGACUCGAUCGUUUAUCUAAGCGCGAAGGCCACCUCAAGUCAAGCCCCCAUCGAUGUUCCAAGUGUGAAAACCACCGACGAUCUAGAUCUACAACUCCCACCGAGCUUAGGCCUCAUUCGAGACUCGGGUCGAAGGAACCGAUCCUGUUCAUCGUCUCUUUCACCCACUAGAGGCCCACAUCCCAUCCGAGAUUUGCACCCCAUGUCGGUUCCACCUCCUGUUGGUCCUACUGCUUCCAUGGAAGUCCCUUUAUUCCCAACACCUUCAAGUUCGACCGCCAUGCUUUCCCACAUGAAUUUUAGUGUUCCUCCACCAGGAAUGAUUCCCUUUUCGGGCCCUUCGGCCUUGGACAAGGACUAUGAAAAGCGAGUGCAAGCCUUUUUGAGUAAAACCAUGACCAAAGAGAACCAAAAAAGUCGAAGCCGUUCGCGAGACAAGUCAUCCCGGAAACGCUCCAAAUCCAGAGAUCGUCGACGAAGAAGCGGCUCUCGCGAAAAACGAUCGCGGAAGCGUUCCAGGAGUCGGAAUCGAGAUCGAAGCCGAGACCGACAUCGUCGAAAGAGAUCUUCAUCUGUUGGCAGUUCCCGAGAUCGAAGUCGAAGGGAGAAAGAAUCACCAUCCAAUGGCAGGGUAUCUUCAAAAUCCAGCAAAAGCAGGGCAUCUAGUAGACAUGGCCGCUUGCCAUCUCAGGAAAGGAGCAAAAAAGAGCUUCGAGCAUUGGUCAAGAGGACACCUAGCCCGGAAUUGAACAGCAUUGCCGAGAGAAUCAAGAGUCAAGCUAGAGCCUUGCUCGGAGAGGAUCAAGGUGGUGAAGAUAUAGCCUCUAAAUUGAACACGUUUCUUACCGAAGACAAGCAAACAUCGAAGCAGGAGGAGAUGAGUCACGUUGGCAAGGUCGCGGUUCCAACGUUUGAUCGAAAGCGAGCUUCCUCUCCCGGGGUAAAAGCUGCUUUCGAUGUUCCCGGAACACCUUCAAACUCCUCCGCACAAACUCGAAUGUCCAUGAAGAGUUCAGCUUUGCCGGCUCAGUCUUGGAUUGGUGGGAAACGUGAACAAGAGAUCAGGAUCAGAUUAGAACGGUCCCCUGUGAAAAGAGUUGUGGAUCGAGGGAACUCUCCGUCAAAGAGCUCAAUAGACUCAAGAUAUGAAAGCAAAGGUACACGUUCGUCCCGUUGGGAUGUGCAAAAUACCGCAAAAAACAAGCCACUUCAAAUACAUGUCAGGGAAGUAGAUCGACCAGAUCAUCACCGCGAUCCAAGGGAGCGAUCUCCAGUUGUAGAACGGAGAGUGGUCCGCCACGUGGAACCGAGUCCGCCUCCGAAAGACCACGCCCUUCAUUACGAGCAUCGUCAAAGACGGGAACGAUAUGGUCGAAGGGUCGAUUCUAUCUCCGACCUCCGUUCCGAAACGCUAAAUAUACAAUUAGAGAGGGAAAUCAUCGAGAAAGAAAGAGCCGCUCUUCUUUUGGCCGCCCAGCAAUACGCCCAAAGUCGCUCACCAUCAAUGCCUUCCGUGGAUUCGCCUUCGCCAUUAAGAGAUCUAUCUCGGUUAAGUCCUCAAGCCAUUGUCGACCAAGCACGAAGUCGGCGGCGGUUUGGCGACUCGCGAAGUCAAUCCUCGGAGCGGCCCAAAAAUGGGGACUCAUCGCGUUCUCGGCGAAGGCGAGAGCGCACGCGAUCGCGGAGUCGCAGUGGGGAUAGAGGGCGUUCCCGUAAGGCACGGACCUUUACUAGUCAGCCAGAAGAGUCUCCUAAGGCGGGCUGCAGCCAAUGGAAGACCGACUACGACUACAUGGAUAAUGUCCUCAGUUCGGUCUCUUCGGCAGUCAAUUUGCCCGAGAAAGAGAUCAUUCCGGGUAAGAACACGUUCGAAGAGAUCGAAGAUUUCUUGAGCCAAGCCAAACGUGAGCGCAAGGAGAAAAUGAGUAAGUCCUUUCAGAAAACGCCAACAUCAUCAAGACGAUAGUUUAUGUAACGCCUUGUUCUUGCUUUUUAACCAAUAAAACCUCUUCGUUAAGAAAA